CCACUUUUUCUAAUAGUCAUGAUGUCACAAAGGAAAUCACCUGACCAAAAAAGGCCCCGUAGAAGCUUAUCUGCCAACAAAACUACUACGAAAAGCCAGUCUCACUCGAUUAUUUCGUAUUUUAACAGUGCGCCACCUACUAAGCUUGCAUGCUCAGUUUGUCAUAAAAUGGUGCCUAGGUACGACCUCAUCCGGCACCUUGAUGAGUCCUGUGCUAACAAUGAUGGCAUUGGUCACACUGAGCCUGUUCAGGCUGGGUUAAUGAGUCCAGCUGUACCCAUGCCAGAUGUACCCAGUAUUGCUUCAAAAGACGUAACACCUCAGAAAUUGUCACCACAAAAGAGAAGUUUAGUUCCCGUCCAGUGUGGUUCAAAACCGGGCGUACAACAACAGACCAGUCCCUACUUUAAAGAUGCAUCGGUGUGCAAAAAUCAAAGUGAGCUUCCAAGUCAGAGUGUGGAAAUUAUGUCUUUGGAAAGUCUGUCGUCUAAAUUGUCCAGAAAAUAUGUAAAAGCUAAAAAGUCACUGGCUAAGAAAGAGGGACUAGCCGGUCAUUGUCCACAGAGGUCUCCAUCCACACCUGGUGCCAGCCGGGUUGAAGACUGCUCAGAGGCGGAUGACAAAGAUGAGAGUCUGAACAGUUCCCAAAAGGAAAACAUUUUUUCACGCGCAUCUCUAAAGGAAGAGAAUGCUUCAGAACACAAGUUAAAGAGCAGUAAAAUAAUGGGAGAAGAGAGCCAAAAGGCUUCCUGUGGGGAGCCAGCCUUCACCCCUGCAUCCUCAGAUCAUGGUCCCAUAGUGUCUUCAUCAGGCUUGACUCUUCCUCAUAACGUAAAGUCGCCUUCCAGAGACAGUCUUGUAAAGCAAGAGGAUGCCAGAGGGGUAGGGGUGGGGCUUGCUGAACAGCUUGAGGCAGGCUGCCACGAAGAUGUACAAAUGACCGUUGAUGCUGCGCUUAAUAGGACGGUGUCGGAGAACGAGGUGCAAUCGAACAGCCCCACGGACACGUCCACAUGGGGCAACAACCAAGAGCUUCUUAGGGAAGCUGGCAGCGCCUCAAAGAGACAAAGGGAUGGCAGCCCUCUGAAGCCGGAGUCCAGUUGUGGUGUGCCCUGUGAGACAGCUCGACCCCCACCGAGUCACCCGUACUACCUGAGGAGCUUCCUGGUUGUGCUGCAGGCCGUCCUGGAGAACGAAGAGGACGCGAGGCUGUUCAGUGACCAGGAGAAGGAGAUUAUAACUAAGUUUUACCAGUUGUCAGCUAGUGGUCAGAAGUUGUAUGUAAGGCUCUUUCAACGUAAAUUAACCUGGAUUAAGCUGAGUAAAUUGGAGUACGAAGAGAUUGCCUCAGACCUAACCCCUGUGGUGGAAGAAUUAAAGGACUCUGGCUUUCUACAAACAGAAUCCGAGUUGCAAGAACUCUCCGAUGUGCUUGAACUCCUUUCUGCCCCGGAACUGAAAGCCCUGGCCAAAACCUUUCACUUGGUGAGUCCGGGUGGGCAGAAGCAGCAGCUGGUGGAUGCCUUUCUCAAGCUGGCCAGACAGCGCUCUGUCUGCACGUGGGGCAGGACACAGCCCGGAGUCAGAGCAGUGAUUUUAAAAAGAGCUAAAGACUUGGUGGGACGGUCACUGCGAGUCUGUAAAGGCCCUAGGGCUGUGUUUUCCCGAAUCCUGCUGCUGUUUUCAUUGACUGAUUCCAUGGAAGACGAAGAAGCUGCUUGUGGUGGGCAAGGCCAGCUUUCCACUGUGCUCCUGGUCAAUCUGGGCCGAAUGGAAUUUCCUCACUAUACCAUCAGUCGGAAGACCCAGAUCUUCAGGGACAGAGAGGACCUCAUCAGAUAUGCAGCGGCUGCCCACAUGCUGAGUGACAUCUCAGCUGCGAUGGCCAGUGGGAACUGGGAAGAAGCCAGAGAGCUUUCUCAGAGCGCGAAAAGAGACUGGGACCAACUGAAAAGCCACCCUUCCCUGAGGUACCACGAGGCCUUGCCACUCUUUCUGCGAUGCUUCACUGUUGGCUGGAUUUACACAAGGAUUUUCUCUCGGGCUGUAGAAAUCCUGGAGAGACUUCACAUGUAUGAGGAAGCCGUGGAGGAACUUGAAAACCUCUUGUCUCAGAAAAUCUAUUGUCCUGACAGCAGAGGCCGCUGGUGGGAUCGCCUGGCUCUUAACCUGCACCAGCACCUGAAGCGUCUGGAAGCGGCAAUUCGGUGCAUCAGCAAGGGCCUAGCAGAUCCAGAAGUGAGGACGGGACAUCGACUUUCACUUUACCAGCGGGCUGUGCGCCUGAGAGAGUCUCCAAGCUGCAAAAAAUACAAGCACCUCUUCAGCCAGCUGCCGGAAAUCACUGUGGGAGAUGUUAAGCACGUGACCAUCACAGGCAGGCUGUGCCCACAGCAUGGGAUGGGCAAGUCUGUGUUUGUCAUCGAGGCUGGAGACACCACCAAUCCCACCACAAUCUUGUGCUCUGUGGAGGAGCUGGCUCUGGACUAUUAUAGGCGGAGUGGCUUUGACCAGGGGAUUCAUGGGGAAGGAUCCACCUUCAGCACCCUGUGUGGCCUCCUGCUGUGGGAUGUCAUCUUCAUGGAUGGGAUACCAGAUGUCUUCAGAAAUGCCUACCAGGCGGCCCCGCUGGAUUUGUGCACGGACAGCUUCUUCUCAAGCAGGGAGCAGGCCCUGGAAGCCAGGCUUCAGCUGAUCUGCAGUGCCCCUGCUGAGAGCCUGCGGGCCUGGGUGACCGAGGCAUGGCAGGCCCAGCAAGGCCGAGUAGCUUCCCUGGUCAGCUGGGAUCGCUUCACUUCCCUUCAGCAAGCUCAGGAUCUUGUCUCCUGCCUCGGGGGUCCUGUCCUCAGUGGCGUGUGCAGGCGCCUGGCUGCUGACUUUCGGCACUGCCGAGGGGGCCUCCCUGACUUGGUGGUGUGGAAUUCUCAGAGCCACCACUGCAAGCUGGUGGAAGUUAAAGGCCCCAGUGACCGCCUGUCGUGUAAGCAGAUGAUCUGGCUGGAUGAACUGCAAAAGCUGGGGGCUGAAGUGGAAGUAUGCCACGUGGUUGCAGUGGGUGCAAAGAGCAAAGGCCUUGGCUGAGUGGUGUCACACUGGGGACAUGUGGCCAUCUGCUGUGACAAGAUCCU
Messenger RNA from Acomys russatus (golden spiny mouse), 3128 nucleotides. It is a transcript of the gene Fan1, whose product is annotated as FANCD2 and FANCI associated nuclease 1. Gene Ontology annotation, cellular component: nucleus. Lineage: Eukaryota; Metazoa; Chordata; Mammalia; Rodentia; Muridae. The record is from RefSeq and is a predicted model, not a curated record. The coding region runs from base 19 to 3081 and encodes 1020 amino acids. The transcript is spliced from 13 exons. Gene Ontology annotation, molecular function: 5'-flap endonuclease activity; 5'-3' exonuclease activity; flap-structured DNA binding. Gene Ontology annotation, biological process: interstrand cross-link repair.